This is a messenger RNA of Micropterus dolomieu (smallmouth bass), 4107 nucleotides long. RefSeq names its product mitochondrial sodium/calcium exchanger protein-like. Gene Ontology annotation, molecular function: calcium:sodium antiporter activity. Gene Ontology annotation, cellular component: membrane. Gene Ontology annotation, biological process: intracellular calcium ion homeostasis; calcium export from the mitochondrion. The record is from RefSeq and is a predicted model, not a curated record. The transcript has 13 exons. Lineage: Eukaryota; Metazoa; Chordata; Actinopteri; Centrarchiformes; Centrarchidae.
CAUUCUGAGUUUACGAGGAGUCCCUGAAGGCGGCACACGUCCUGUUGGAAAACAGUAGGAGGGGUUUCAGGCAAAGGUGGACACGGACAUUGAAUCUGAGUAGAGAGUCAUUUAAAGAAACAACAUGUUAAAGUGGAGCCGCAGCAACAACAACGACGCGUAUUUUGAGAUUAUUUUUAUUUCCAGUUUAAUUUUUAGCUGAAGGUCCGCACUGCGGGACUAAAACAACCCACUACGGUCACGUCAACGUACCACAAGAGAGAAUGGGCGCAGCUCCAAGAUGAAUUAAGUGAAUCAUGUCUUUCACUGUUUUAAUGUCACAUCUGCUGGUGGUUUAGGAUCACCAGCAGCACUUCGGGCUCCUCUGUCGCCAGGAAACCAGCCUGGUGUCGGAUUAGCCACGAUGUUUCAAAACAACAACGAUGAGUGUGGCCUUGUGAUGAACCUCAGCGCUGCAGAACGCUGUGCAUUCGUGAAGAACACACCAGACUGUAACAUGGAAGAUGGCUUCAUCAACUACCUCCGUGUGGCCUUCUGUCUGCUUCCUCCCAACCUCACACCUCUCACCAUCACUCUCUGUUUUCACUUUCUACUUGUUAAACUUCUGUCAAUCUUGUGAAGUCAUUUUUUGUGAAGAAUAUUUUCCUUGACUGGUGUUUGUGCUGAGGGUGUGACAUUUUUGGCUCUUGGUAAUGGAGCUCCUGACAUCUUCAGUGCCAUUGCAGCUUUCUCCAACCCACACACUGCUGGGCUGGCUGUCGGAGCCUUAUUUGGAGCUGGUAUAUUUGUUACCACAGUAGUAGCAGGGAGCGUGGCGCUGGUCAAGCCUUUUGCUGUGGCCUCCCGGCCAUUUCUGCGUGACUUGAUCUUCUACAUGGUGGCAGUGUUUUGGACUUUCCUCAUGUUGUACAGAGGAACCACGACACUUAGCGAAACACUUGGGUACCUGAGCCUCUAUGUGGUGUACGUAUUGAUUGUUAUCAUCAGUGCGUACAUCUACAACCGGCAGAAACGUUCAUUGAACUCAAGUGUCCAGAACGCGGUACAUAUUCCAGCCGAGUUUGACUCGUCGGACUCGUCUGAUGAUGACAUCCCCUGCCUGACUGGUAGGACUCCCCAACAGGAGUAUGAGUCAGAGUACAGGCCACUUCUGCCUUACUCUGAGUCCACGAGCAAGAUCCUGCUGAGCUCUCUGAACCCGGUGGACAACAGGGAGUGGAGGAGGAAAUCAUGGAGCUGGAGAGUCCUCAAAGUACUGAAGAUACCUCUAGAGUUCCUGCUGCUGCUCUGUAUCCCUGUAGUUGACCCUGAUAAAGAAGACAAGAACUGGAGACGCCCACUAAACUGCCUUCAUCUGAUCACUGCUCCUCUGGUGUGUGUGCUUGCCUUCCAGUCUGGAAUAUAUGGAGAUUAUAUAAUCCAAGGGCAGUUUCCCCUCUUGCUGCUGACUCUUCUGCUGGGACUUUUCCUGUCUGCCAUUGUCUUCUGCACCACCACUAACAACUGUCCUCCCAAAUAUCAUUCACUGUUUGCUCUUUUGGGCUUCGUGGUGAGUGCUGUGUUGAUCAGUGCAGCAGCCUCUGAGGUGGUCAGUCUUCUGCACAUGCUCGGUGUGGUGCUGAGUCUCAGCAACACUGUGUUGGGGCUGACUCUGUUGGCCUGGGGCAACAGCAUAGGAGAUUGUUUUUCUGACAUCACCAUCGCCCGGCAGGGUUACCCACGGAUGGCCAUAUCUGCCUGUUUUGGAGGCAUCAUCUUCAACAUGCUGUUUGGAGUAGGUUUAGGAUGUCUGGUGCAGAUGCUUGAUACACACAUGGAUGUGAAGUUUGAAGCAGAGGGUUUAUUGACGUGGAUUCUUGCAGGAGCUCUUGGUUUGUCUUUGGUCCUGUCCUUCGUCAUUGUUCCACUGUGCCGGUUCCACCUGGGUCGGACCUACGGGAUCUUCCUCCUCAUCUUCUAUGCCAUCUUCCUCCUCAUUGCACUCCUCACAGAGUUUGGCAAGAUCCACAGUAUAUAGAUUUGACUCUGAGGUCAGUCUGAAAUGAGGGAUGUCCUCCCGUAAUGAGUAAUACAAAACUCAAUUGCACUCUAUAACUUGUUAUAUUGUGACAAUACCCCUACCUACCUACCUAAGGACACAGUGGAACAGAAGCUGCACAUAAUAUUAAUGCACUAUUUAUACAGGAAUCUACACCUUGUGUACUUGCCUGCUACCCGGAGCCGCCCUGUGGUGGGUUUGGGAAAACCAAGCAGGCAAAUGAAUGACAAAGACUUUUCUGCUCAGGGAGAGCUGAAAAUAAUCAUGACACUGUGCCUUUAUUCAACUCCUUAUUUGUGCUGACUGCUGCUAUGAUGGUACUGGUGAGUCCAGAGCAUGGGCACCGGAAGGGUUCCAAGGGACCAUUGUCCCACCACCACGCUUAAUGCAAUCUUCCCGUCCACCCUGUGUCUACAGCACAAGCGUGCAUUUUUUACUUGAUGGAUCGAAGAUAGCUCUAAGUACAAUCUAUGCAGUUGUCUGCACCGGCUCUGUGUGGGCUCAUGUUGGGCACACAGCGAGCUUGCAAUCUGUAUCAACAGUUUUGCCGUCUAUUUUCUCUGUGCGGUGAAUCUGGCAAGAAAACACACUGAUAAUCUAUUAUAAACUAUGUAAAUAAUGUAUGAAUAUAUAUGAAAUUAUCUGGUUCUGAUAAAUUAUGAUAUAUGUGUCCCAUGCUUGCCAAUACUUUUGAUUUUUCACUGUUCUGCCGGAGUUUCAUUUCCCCAGAUUUUUUUCUUCCCACAUGAUGCAAUAUAUAGAUCUACCCAUCCACUACAUUUAUAGGAAUAGUAUCAUGGCUGUUUUUUAAUGUGAUUUUUAAAUUACGUACUUAAUUCACAUAUUUGUCAGGUGUGUCUAAAUAGAGUGGCAGAGAGGAUCAGACACACACAUAGGCAGGAGAGAAUUCCCUCCCUGCAGAUCAUCACACAGGGCGAUGGUCAUUUUAACUUAAAUGUUGCAGAAGAGCUUUCGUUGUAAAUUCAUGAGGUUAUUAUAAACAGCUCGACAUGUCAUUGGAAAAAAGCAGAGGACCAGAAUCGCUGACCAGUGCUCCCACAAGGUUACAUACAUUAUAUUUAUCUACUAUUUGCAACCUGGACAGAGCAAAGUGUGCUGCUCUCUGCUCCAGUUUGAAAUGUAGGUUAAAAUACGGCCCACAUUUCCCAUCAUGCAGUGCUGGACUAAGCAGUUUAAGUUUGCGGUUUUAUGUUCCAAAAUGCAAAGGUUAAUUUUUGUUAUAUGUCUGUCCAGAACACGGUGAUUGAUGUUUGUAAUGUCCUUUUUGUGCUGGAUUAUAAUUUUAACUAUUAGUGAAGUUGAAAUUUGGGUACCACUCUGUUACAGCUUGGUAAUAACAUGGUAAUAGUGGCAUAAUAGUGUGAAGAUAAAGAGGUAAUAAUCAGGUAAUACUAUGUAAUUACUAAAGUAAUAACCAAGUAUUUAACCAAAAUGAUUAAGAAGGGGGAUAUAGGGAAAUGUAUGUAACAGAGUAAAGAAUAUUACCAAUAAAUAGAUACAGGUGGUUUAGCAUGUUGCAGCCCUGAUUCAUGGUUAUGCAUACACAGAAACUACCACAGGUGUUUCCAGGCAACGAGUCGCAGCAUUGUAUGUUUAAUUGUACAGUAUCAGUGUAAUGGAAAUUCCAUGAAUACCAUCUUGAAACACAGUCAUGUAAUUAAUGUUACUCACUGAGGGCCUCUGGUUUAUCGGGUACUGGGUAAAUGUAUGUGAUGUGUCCAGGGGGUCAUGUCUUUCAUUGUUUUACAACAUGUACUUGGCUGUACUAGGGCAUGAAUGUCUGUACGAAAGAUUUAGAUUGCGGAGGACAUCUUAAAGACAACAUGUUCCAGUGGUAAGAUAGUGCUGACCCUGAGAUUUUGAUAUAAGCUGCAUGUGCUGAGACACUGCAGCUCACUUGGAUGAUACUCUGAUGCGUGUGUGUGUCCCAGUGAUUUCCUUCUGCAGCCUAUUUUUCAUCCAAACUGGACUCUGUUGCAGCAGGGCUGCCAAACUGCCUGAGAGCUGUGUCAGUACAUCACAUAAAAUUGUGGGUUAUUUGGAUUUGA